Molecule: messenger RNA, 2372 nt
Organism: Mizuhopecten yessoensis (Yesso scallop)
Lineage: Eukaryota; Metazoa; Mollusca; Bivalvia; Pectinida; Pectinidae
Product: heat shock 70 kDa protein 12B-like
Exons: 5
Coding region: 313-2058 (581 amino acids)
Molecular function (GO): ATP-dependent protein folding chaperone; ATP binding
Source: RefSeq, a predicted model, not a curated record
AUCGUCCUGUGACGAUUGUGAAAUGUUGCUCGAUCUAUUACACACUUCGUUUCUAUUUCCUUUCAAAUCUAUUCCAUCGGCUAUUCCCACUGAUUGAAAAAAAAAAUCAAAUUCUUCUUCAUGGAACUAAUUAACCUUAAAGUUAAUUUUCUCAGAAGAUGUACAGUCUGGAUUUACCUGUGAUAAUUUAGCUUGUAUAAGAUAUAUAGAAACCGAAAGAGGAACACGAUUGCAGUCAGCUGACGAGUCCUAUGCUUAGCUGUGUCCUCAUCAUGAUGGACAGCCUUCAGUGAACCUGGAUCCCAAUCGACGAUGACGGGCUGCGCUCCGCUCAUAGCGGCGGCGAUUGAUUUCGGGACUACUUUCUCUGGCUACGCCUUCUCCUUCCGCCAUGAUUACGAUAGAGAUCCACUCAAGAUAUCCUCCAAUAGUUGGAUCGCAGGAGGAGGGAGCUUAAUGUCACAGAAGACGCCGUCCACCCUUCUCCUUGACUCAGAUAAGAAGUUCCACUCAUUUGGAUAUGAUGCUGAAAAUAAAUAUUCGGAAUUAACUGAAAAUGAAAAUCAUCAUGGUUGGCUGUACUUCAAACGAUUCAAAAUGUUACUGCACAAUAAUAACGUGCUCCGCCGGUCAACGAUGAUACAAGACGUGAACGGCGUGUCGAUGCCCGCCAUGACGAUUUUCUCAAUGGCGAUUCGAUACCUCCGGGAGCACCUCCUAGAAACUCUUCAUCGUCAGAUGGACGGCUUCGACGAGGACAUGAUUAGAUGGGUCCUGACAGUACCGGCAAUCUGGAGCGAUGGCGCCAAGCAAUUCAUGCGGGAGGCAGCCAAGGACGCCGGUAUUCAGAAUCACCAGCUCACAUUGGCCCUAGAACCCGAGGCUGCAUCGCUGUAUUGUAUGAAGCAACCGAUGACCAAGCUUGCCACGGUAGACAAAAAAACGUCCUACGUCGAAUUUGAGAUCGGCACCAAGUACAUGGUUAUCGACAUUGGAGGCGGGACAGUUGAUAUAACUAUACAUCAGAUCCUGCCGGGUAAAAAGAUCCGUGAGAUACAGGCAGCGAGUGGUGGAUCUUAUGGCGGAACCAAUGUGGACAGCAAAUUCAAUCAGUUUCUGGUCAAGCUUUUCGGAAACGACGUUCUUACCGAGCUUAAGAACGAAUGCAUGCAAGAUUACCUGGACUUGUUCCGCGACUUCGAGAUAAAGAAAAGAACAAUAAAACCGACAUCUGAAGGCCGAAUCAAUUUCCGGUUACCCUACCUGCUGAUGGAAAUAUACAAGAAAACGACUGAAGAGGAGCUGACUGAGUCCCUUGCAAACUCCUCCUUCAGUAAAACCGUGGUCGUGCGUGGUGACAAAAUGUUAGUUGACGUAUCUGUCUGUAAAGAUUUUUUUAAAGAUGCUUGUGAAGGCAUAGUCAAAAGUGCAGAGCAGGCCCUUCAAACCGCCAAGGAAGUAGACAUUUCUAAGAUCCUACUAGUAGGGGGCUUCUCCGAGUCGCAGAUGAUACAGACAGCAAUCCGAGACAAAUUUCAGGGGAUAACCGUCGUGUCAACGGCAGAUGCCGGCCUAGCCGUACUGAAAGGAGCAGUUCUGUUUGGGCACGAACCGGACACCAUCAAGUCAAGGGUGAUGAAGUUCUCGUACGGUGUGGAGGCUAACGAGCCGUAUGAUCCAGACAUCCAUCCUGAUAUCUACAAGUUCUGGCAGACACCUAAAAGUAGAUGGAUGUGCCGGCACUGCUUCGACUCAUUCGUGAAAGCAGGGGAUGAGGUAGAGGUUGGUAGCACCAUCACUAACAACUAUGGACCAGAAGAAAAGGACGCGACAGAGGGUAUCGGCAUUUAUGCUUCCACGCAAGACCCAAAGUUUAUCACCGACUCCUCUUGCUCUAGACUCGGUGCGAUUUACAUCAAGAUGCCGAAUGGAGGAUGGCCAUUAGACGCCAGCCUCCAGGUAGAGAUGAAGUUCGGAGGAACAGAGUUCACGGUGACAAUAACUGACGAGUGGUUUGGAGAUUCGUACACAGAUUCAUUUGAUUUCCUAGAAAAAUAAGCUACCAACAUCCAACUGUUGAUAAGAAAAAUCUUUUCAAAUCCGAAAACACUAUAAGCUUUCCACGAAUGGCAUUGGAUGUACCACGUGUAAUACGUCUAUGACCUCUUGUGAUGUCAUAAAAUGAUAAAGAAAAAACAAACUCUUCGAUUACAUCAUGAAGAAUGUUUAAUGUACAUAGAGCAAUGAAGAAGAAAUUUACGACUUUAAAAAUGGUAUGAAAAACUCGAUGUUUUUGUUCGUCAAGAAUUUAUAUUUGGCCGCGCUAAAACAAAAAAGUCCUUAUUUAUGAGAAAUACAUAUUCUUGUUACUA